This is a messenger RNA of Pantherophis guttatus, 1333 nucleotides long. Its product is annotated as olfactory receptor 14A16-like. Gene Ontology annotation, biological process: G protein-coupled receptor signaling pathway. Gene Ontology annotation, molecular function: olfactory receptor activity; G protein-coupled receptor activity. Gene Ontology annotation, cellular component: membrane. Lineage: Eukaryota; Metazoa; Chordata; Lepidosauria; Squamata; Colubridae. The record is from RefSeq and is a predicted model, not a curated record.
UUCUUCAAUUUUCCAACACUACCACAAUCCUGUAGGAGUGCAGACACAUUAUGAUGGGUCCAAUUAUUCACAGUAUUCUUUCAUUGAUGAAAAUAGACCUAAACCAACUUUGUUCUACCCCUAACCGUUUUGAUCAUUACAUGAGAUAACACAACUGAAAAUAGGAAAAAAGGAAAAAUGUGAGGUUGAGGUUGGUCCUUUAGUACAGAGAAGUAAAAAUGGGAAACAUUGUACUCUGAUAUCACUACCUUAUAUCCCUGUUUUCUGGAUUCUGAUCCUUUAUUCAUCCCAUCCAUGUUUUACUUUUCUUGAUUUUUUCUAUUCUCACCAAAUAAAAAUGCCACCUUCAACAUUUUAUCUGACUGAAUUUCCCUCUUUUCUUUCAUUGCAGUUAUGCCAGCUUUGUCAUAAAUGAAACAUGGAGAACCAAACCACAGUGACUUAUUUUCUGCUUCUAGAAUUCUCAAAAAAUAGGCAUCUGCAGCUUUUGCAUUUUUUCUUCUUCUUUGUGUUAUAUCUGACAACUGUAACAGCAAGUGUUCUCAUUAUCACUGCAGUAGCUUUCGACCAUCGCCUGCACAGUCCCAUGUACUUCUUUCUCAUGAAUUUGGCUCUACAAGACAUAGGCUCUGUUUCAAUCAUUGUCCCCAAAUCCAUGAUAAAUUCUCUCAUGGACACCAGACACAUCUCGUAUCAUGGUUGUGCUGCUCAAAUCUUUCUCUUUAUCUCCUUUGCGGCUUCUGAUUUCUUCCUCCUGAUAGUUAUGGCAUAUGAUCGGUAUGUUGCCAUUUGCCACCCACUGCACUAUGAGAUGGUGAUGAAUUGGAAAUACUGUACUGAGAUAAUAAUUCUGGUGUGGGCUUCAGGUCUCCUCUAUGGAACGUUGCAUACCACUGGCACUUUUUCCAUCCUUUUUUGUUCUAAUGUGGUCAAUCAAUUCUUCUGUGAAAUUCCACAGUUGCUAAAACUAUCCUGCUCUGGCAUAAAUCUACUUGAGGUUGGAAUUCUUGUGGCCGGUGUCAUCGCUGCAAUAGGUUGUUUUACUUUUAUACUUGUAUCUUAUGCAGUGAUCUUCAAGACAGUUUUAAGAAUCCCUUCUGAAAAAGGAAGGCAAAAAGCCUUAUCCACUUGUAUUCCCCAUCUUACGGUAGUCUCUAUGUUCUUAUUAAGUGGAUGCAUUGCCAAUCUGAGACCUUCUUCUAACACUCCAUCUUAUUUAGAUUUUACUUUGACUGUUCUGUAUUCCCUCCUUCCACCCCUGUUCAAUCCAAUUAUCUAUAGCAUGAGAAAUAAGAAUAUCAAAUAUGUCCUUUCUCAACUGUGUAGGUUUUAA